UGGGGAAAUUUUACAAUAAUUAUCGUUUGUAAGCCGUUCUGGAAUAGUUAACUGUCACUAUCGAUAGUGUGAGCGGCCACAACAUAUUUCAGACCUGUGCGUAAUAGUAGAGGCCUUCAACCAGUGCAGUUGUUUCGUCUUUAGAAUCAUACGGUAUUGAGGUACAUUAUCAACAGGAUAUGUAGGCCUCUGAGACAUCAAUAACUUUCAAGAUGCGCUUCAUUUAUGUGUACUUUCUGCUUAAGGAAAUAUCAUUAUUCCGAUCGUCUGAAGCUGAUUGCUCGUACCAGAACGUAACUAAAUCGGUUGACAACUGUCCAAUACUACCAGGUGACAUUUAUAUUGGCGGUCUUGUUAACAUCCAUCGCGUUUCAAAGGUAACAGACGAUAGCCUGACAGAGGGACCAAUCCAAGAAGAAUGUUCGAAUCCAUUCGAUCACGGCAUGUUUACUUCCCUUUCAAUAAUAUACGCGAUUGAAGAAAUCAACGCGGGUAAAUUUCUAGAUCUGACAAAUGUAACUCUUGGUUACAUGUUGACGGAUGGUUGUCGUUCAAGAAGUGUUGCUCUUCGAGGAGCAGCGGACAUAUCGUCUGGGGCCUGUGGCAUUGAGGAAGCACCAGUGGCCGUCAUAGCUGAUACGUUUUCAGCUUCCAUAGGCCCAGUUGCUAACUAUUUUCAGCUUACCAACACACCAGUUAUUGCCGUCUGGGCUACGAGUGUUGAAUUCACUGACAAGAAUCUUUACCCAACUUUUUUCCGAACUGUGCCGAAUGAUGAUAAUCAAGCCGAAGCAUUGGUGCACAUCGUUAAGAGCUUCGGUUGGACGUGGGUAGGUGCCUUAGCAACCGACGAAAACUAUGGCCGCCUGGGAAUUGAACAUUUCAAAGAAGUGGCUAAGCUAUAUGGUAUAUGCAUAUCUUUCGAAAUGUACCUUCCAACAGUGAUCGAUUCAAAAGGCAUAAAUGACACGGUUGAUUUACUGAUGACACAUUCUGACGUUAAAGUUAUAAUUACUUUUAUAAAUAGUGGAUAUGAAGUGGCAAAGAUAUUUGAAGAAUGUGACAGAAGAAAAAUCAAUACGAGAGUUUGGAUUGGAACCGAUGUAUGGAUUAUUUCGAGGAUAUUUGCAUCAAACAAAUAUUACAAAGUUAUCGAUGCAGCGAUCGGCACUUCUAUCGAAGAGGUUAGAAAUGACGAUUUUUGGAACUAUUUCUUGUCACGUACUCCAAAUAAUACCAACCUCGAUUCUUGGUUCAACAAAUUUUGGGAAAAAACGUUCUCAUGCAAUCUUUUUGAGAAUGGACCUGACAAAAACAAAAGUAGCAUUAAUCAAGAAUGUUGGUCACAUUCGCUAAACGAAAAGGCAGAUGAAUUCAAGACUUACAUCGAUUUUACCACGUACAACGCUGUAUAUGCUAUCGCCUAUGCUAUUUAUAAUAUCAUCAACUGCACUGACGGCCUAUUGAAGGAUGGGUUAUGUCCAGAUGUGAACGAUAUUCAACCGUGGCAACUUAUGCAAUAUCUCAGGAACGUUGAAUUUCAAGAUCAUAUUAAAAAUCGUCAAUUUAUGUUCGACGAAAACUACGAGGUACCAGCUCGCUACACGGUUUAUUGGUGGAAACGUACUACAAAGAACACCGUUAACAUCCAGAUUGUCGGUGAAUACGAUUCCUCGGCAACAUCUGGAGACUACUUGCAAAUUAACGAAUCUGCUAUUUUAUGGGAUAGUGGGAGAUCAGAAAAGGUUCCAAAGUCGUUUUGUAGUCAGCCAUGUCAACCAGGUACUCGGAAAAGACUCAACAAUGACAAACCGACGUGUUGUUUUGACUGUGUGCCUUGUGCUAACAAUAGAAUAUCAACGAUUGAAGAUCAAAACGAAUGUACUCAGUGUCCAGAAGACCAUUACUCCAAUGAUAACAACACCGAAUGCUUGAUGAAAGAAACUGCCGUACUGGCAUGGACAGAUACUGUUGUGAUUGCGUUUUUAGCCUGGUCCGGUGUUGGCUGUGCUCUCACGUUUGCCACUAUCCUUAUUUUUUACUUCAAAAAAGAAUGUGAAAUAGUAAAAUCGUCGUCGCGAGACCUGAGUCUGAUGCUACAAAUGGGAAUAUUAACUGGGUUUAUCUCUCCAAUUUUGUUCAUAACACCCCCGACAGAUAUAAUUUGCCAACUACGUAUCGCUGUUCCCAGCAUUUUAGCUUCUUUUAUUCUAGCUGUGUUUUUAAUCAAGAUAUAUAUGGUGAUCAAAAUAUUCAACCGAGGUAAAAAGGCCAAAUCCAUGGCAAAUUCAAAAAUCAGAUUAAAGAAAUUUCGCUUCCUACUUGUUUCUUUGAUAACCGGCCUUCAGGUAUCGUUAGUGGUUGCCGCUUUUAUCACUUUCCCUGUCGAGAUCCACCUGGACAACGUGUCGUCAAUGACCGAAACAAUAAUAGAGUGCAAGGCGACCAUCAGAACAUACAUAUAUAAUGAAUCGUUCAACUUGAUCCUAAUUAUCGUCUGCUUCGUAUUGGCAUUUCGUGCGCGAAAAACGCCACACAAUUAUCACGAGGCUCGGUUCAUUUCGGUCGUGAUGACCUUCUGGAUUAUUAUAUUCUUAGUAUCAAUACCAAUUCAUCUAUUUACUGUUGGUGAAUUAGAGCCAAUAAUCACAGUAAUGUUCAUCUUAAUUCUAAACACACUUAUUCUCAUCAUGCUUUUUCUGCCUAAGUGUUAUUUCUUGUUCGUAGCUUCGAAGAAUGAUCAUACCAACACAUCACAAAGAAUAAGCAAAAGCUUCACUGAUUCCUGUGCUACGCUUUCUAGUGCAAAACGGGAAUCUGGCAUCCAAGACUGUUCACCUCACGAUUUCAACACGAAUCUUUAAUUUAAUAUGUUAACUUUGUGUAUUUAUACAUUCCGUUACGCAUAAUGAAGAUUAUUAUAUUACCAAACCAAACUUAUACCAAAGGGCAUAGAAAUGCAGAAGUUCCGACGAAAUGAAUUAUGUUGAUUAUAUAUAUUAAUUAUGCUUAUGUUAAGCAAAUUCUAUGUUCAGUUGGUUAAUUUUGGUUAUGUCUGGUUUUCGCAGCAGGUGUUGAUUUUGCUUCUUUUAGUCCUGAACUAAAACCGAGACAGUGAUAUAGAAAGACAACAUUACAAUGAAAAUGUCAAAACAUACUGUAUUCGAGAUUAAAGUUUAAUAAUAAAAUUAUUUAUUAUUUAUAGACAUAUUUUAUAGAAGUAUUUUAUCAAAAAUUCGAAUUGGUAUUUUAAACUUAGAAAUAGAGAAAGGCAGAUUGAAUAAAGUUAGCAAAAAACUGCAAUAGAAAUAUGUAAAUUGCAUAAAAAAAGAAUUUCAUUUCACUUUAGUAUGUUUACAUUAUAACAGAGACGUAUUUAGAAGUCUUGAAGUGGGGGUGCUGAUUGGGGCGCGAAGGUAAAGUAGGGGGAGGGGUGGCUUGAUGACCAGUUGAGCUUGGGCGGUAAUUCGCAAAAUAAGGUGAUUGUAGGUGAUUUUUAACUACCGUACUUGACUGUGAUUUUUGGGGGCUACUGGGGGGGGGGAGUAAUAUUUUGAGAGGCGUGUGCCCCCUGCGCACCUUCUAGAUACGCCACUGCAUUAUAAUGACAUUAAAAAAAACUUAAUUCCAUCUUUUUUUAUGUAAAAAUUAUGGUUUAAUUCUAUCGAUUAAUGUUAUCAAAUGAUUGUAAUAGUUUAUAUACUGUAAUGACAAAAAUAUCAAAUAUCUUUAUUUGGCUUUUAUAUAAGAUAUGAUUUACUUUCUUCCGUUCUCUAAAUGUCAUUUUGUUAUGUAAAUGGGCCAAAUGCCUAAAAUACAAGUAAAUUUCCUAGAUCAUGGGGUCUAGGAACGAACGAACGUUAGAUUUGGAACACAAUUCCUAUCUAAAAAAUUAUUAUCACAAACUAGAUGGCGUCCUUCAAAGUGGUAGCACUUUCUUAACGUUUCAUUGCGUGCAUACAAAAUUAAGGCAGUCAGAACUCUUGCACUUCUUUACUUUUGGAUUAUACUUUUUCUUAAGCAAAUAUUAAGUGGUUUUAACAUGGUCUUAAGGCGCAGUGCCUACUUUUAAUCUCAGGGUUUUUGGUUCAAAUCCUAGAAACACCAUAUACUAGCUAAGCCUCAUAUUAAAACUAACUUUAUAAAUAAGAGUUUUUCUUACCACAGAAGUUGCGAAUCACUCGCUGUUGGAUUCGGAAAUAAUGAAAUACCGUAGUUAGGAAUAUUUUGAUGAGAAGUAUAUAGUUUAUUAUAUAUUAUACGAAGCUGCAAUAAUAUUAGUAAUUUCAUUCAGUAGUGUGUAUGUAACGUCAACAUCUAGCAUCUGCAAGGGGCCCGCCUUGGGUUACAAGUAUUUAUUUUAUGCUACAUAUUCUUUUAUUCAACUUUUAUUUAUCUCUCCCUGCUUCCGAAUGAGACUCCAUUCUGCAGUAGAAACUCGCGCCGAAGCCCUCGAUUCGGCAUCGAAGACCGCCAAAUAACCACCUCACUAUACAUUAAACCCACCGAAAAUCACACCUAUUUAAACUACAAUAGCGCUCAUCCUAAGAGUCUAAAAAAUUCUAUAGCUUACAGUCAGGCACUUAGGAUCAAACGUAUAUGCUCCACCACAGAUGAA
This is a messenger RNA of Anneissia japonica, 4618 nucleotides long. Its product is annotated as extracellular calcium-sensing receptor-like. The transcript is spliced from 5 exons. The record is from RefSeq and is a predicted model, not a curated record. Gene Ontology annotation, biological process: G protein-coupled receptor signaling pathway. Gene Ontology annotation, cellular component: membrane. Lineage: Eukaryota; Metazoa; Echinodermata; Crinoidea; Comatulida; Comatulidae. Bases 213 to 2864 code for a protein of 883 amino acids. Gene Ontology annotation, molecular function: G protein-coupled receptor activity.